Arvicanthis niloticus (Nile rat) is the source of this 1495-nucleotide messenger RNA. It is a transcript of the gene Polr1c, whose product is annotated as RNA polymerase I and III subunit C. Gene Ontology annotation, biological process: DNA-templated transcription. NCBI's taxonomy places the organism in Eukaryota, Metazoa, Chordata, Mammalia, Rodentia, Muridae. The record is from RefSeq and is a predicted model, not a curated record. Gene Ontology annotation, cellular component: RNA polymerase III complex; RNA polymerase I complex. Gene Ontology annotation, molecular function: DNA binding; protein dimerization activity.
GGGAAUAGUGUGAGACCUGGGUCCGAGGGAGGGAAAGGUUCAGAGGAGCGAGGGAGCGAGGUAGGAUCAGCCGGAACGCAAAAGUGAGAAACCCGGAUGUUUGGCCUCAAUUGACGUCCGGAAGUGAAGGACGUGGACAGAGGCGGGGUAGGAUCUCGCGACAUUCAAGAUUGUCGGAGAGCGAGCGUUGCUGAGACGGGGGCGGGCCGCUAGCGCGCACGCGCGGACUUGGGGCCUUGUCUCACGGCGAAUGGUGGAAGAUGGCGGCGACGCAGGCGGUGGAGGAAAUGCGGACCCGCGUGGUUCUAGGAGAGUUUGGGGUUCGCAAUGUCCACACCACUGACUUUCCCGGUAACUACUCCGGUUAUGAUGAUGCCUGGGACCAGGACCGCUUCGAGAAGAAUUUCCGUGUGGACGUGGUGCAUAUGGAUGAAAACACACUGGAGUUUGACAUGGUGGGGAUUGAUGCUGCCAUUGCCAAUGCUUUCCGGAGAAUUCUGUUAGCUGAGGUACCAACAAUGGCGGUGGAAAAGGUUUUGGUGUAUAACAACACAUCCAUUGUCCAGGAUGAGAUCCUUGCUCACCGCCUGGGGCUCAUCCCCAUUCUUGCAGAUCCUCGUCUCUUUGAAUAUCGGAACCAAGGAGAGGAAGAAGGAACAGAGAUAGAUACACUGCAGUUUCGGCUGCAAGUCAGAUGUACCAGGAACCCCAAUGCUGCUAAGGAUUCCUCAGACCCCAAUGAACUCUAUGUGAACCACAAAGUGUAUACCAGGCAUAUGACAUGGGUCCCCUUGGGAAACCAGGCUGAUGUCUUCCCGGAGGGUACAAUUCGCCCAGUGCACGACGACAUCCUCAUUGCUCAGCUUCGACCUGGCCAGGAAAUUGACUUGAUUAUGCACUGCGUCAAGGGCAUUGGCAAAGACCAUGCCAAGUUCUCUCCAGUGGCCACAGCCAGCUAUAGGCUCCUGCCCGACAUUACCUUGCUGGAACCGGUGGAAGGAGAAGCAGCUGAGGAGCUGAGCCAGUGCUUCUCACCUGGUGUGAUUGAGGUGCAGGAGGUACAAGGUAAAAAGGUGGCCAGGGUUGCCAAUGCACGGCUGGAUACCUUCAGCAGGGAAAUCUUCCGGCAUGAGAAGCUAAAGAAGGCUGUGCGGCUUGCCCGUGUGCGGGACCAUUAUAUCUUUUCUGUGGAGUCAACUGGAGUUUUGCCACCGGAUGUGUUGGUGAGUGAAGCCAUCAAGAUACUGAUGGGGAAGUGCCGGCGAUUCUUGGAUGAGCUGGAUGCAGUUGAGAUGGACUGAAGCUUCCACAGCACUUCAGGGACGGCACGGCUGCUCUCCCAACUGCACCACUGUGCCCAGUGUUGCUAGAGGUCCGAUUCCAGUCUCAUUUCCAGUCAAUACAUUUUAUUAAAUGUGCCACAGAUUAAGAUGCCUUUGUAAGGCCUUUGUUGUAAAUAAAUUGAUCUUAGCAAAAGUUUUUCUUUUUGAGGCUC